AUGCCUGGAGACAUGGGAGAUACAAUACCUGGAGGAAUAGUAGCUGCCGCAAAGAACCGUCUGCAGGUGGUGAAGGGCCUGGAGGAUGUGGAGGUGUCUGAGUGUGAGAGCUGCUCCUUCGAAGUGACCCUGAACCUGGCCUUCAUCGAGGGCGUCUGGUCCAGAGAUGACAUGCAGCUAAAGUCCAAACCCAACUGGCGCAUCAGCACACAUGGGAAGAAACACUCGCUGGUGCUGAGCCGCGUGGCUUUAGGAGACGCAGGCUUUUUCUCUUUUGAGGCCAACGGCAUUCAGACUGCAGGCAGACUCAGUGUCACAGCUAGGGACAUCCACAUAGUGAAGGAGCUGGAGGAUGUUGACACGAUGGAGCGUCAACCUGUGAACUUCCUGUGUGAGGUCAACCAGGAGGAUUUGGAUGGUCGGUGGUACAGAGACGACUGCCGAAUCCGACCUGGGGACAACGUCAAGACCAAUCACCACGGUAAAACUCACACCCUGUUCUUCAAGUCAGUCCGACCAGAGCAUGCUGGAGAGAUCAAAUUCACUGCCGAGCGAGUCUCAUCCUAUGCGACUCUCACAGUCAAAGAGCUCCCAGUCGUGAUAGUGCGUCCUCUGAGAGUCAAGAUAGCCAUGUAUCGGCACCGGGGUCUGCUGGAGUGCCAGGUGUCCCGGCCCAAUGCUCAGGUCCGGUGGUACAAGAACAGGAAGGAGCUCGUUUCCAGCAGGAAAUACCAACUGAUCAGCCAGGAUGUCUACCGGCAGCUGACCAUCGACGACGUCUGCUCUUCAGACGAAGACACCUACACCUGUGAUGCAGGAGACGACAAAACCUCCUGUCAGCUGCUGGUGGAGGAGCAGGCGAUCAGCAUAGUGCGGGGGAUGAGCUCCGUGGAGGUGAUGGAGCCGGAGCCCGCGCUGUUCCAGGUGGAGACCAGCCUGAAGUCAGGGAGGCCCCCCCGAUGGACCCUGAACGGGGAGGUGCUGGAGGCGUGUUCAGCCGUGAACAUCGACAGGCAGGGCACCGUGCACAGCCUCUGCCUCACCUCCACACAGAGCUCCAUGUCGGGCCCCGUGCUCUUUGCAGCCGGCAAGAGUCGCUCCACAGCGCAGCUUAAAGUCAACGAGCGUCCUCUUGAGGUUGCCCACCCCCUGGAGGAUGUGGAGGCGAAGGAGAAGAGCUCUGUGACUCUGAGCUGUGCGUUUGCUCCGUCUCCCCGGGUGGUGCGCUGGUUUAAAGGCCGCACGGCUCUGAAGACCUCCAACAAGUACAGCAUGAAGAGAGAAGGGAAACGAGCGCACCUGACCAUUCAUGGUUUAACAGGGAUAGAUGCAGGACAGUACCGCUGCAUGGCCGGGGGCUCACAGAGCACAGCGCAUCUUAAAGUGGAAGUGCGUACGCUGAAGCUGGUAAAACACCUCGAGCCGGUGGAAAUCGAGGAGGAGGGCAACGCCACGUUCUCCUGUGAGCUGAACUACGUGGUUGCUAACGUGGAGUGGCUCCUCAACAACGUGCGCCUCUACUGCAACGCCAUCAACAGGAUCCAGCACAUGGGCACGAUGCACAGCCUCACUAUCAAGAAAGUGCGGCCACAGGAGAGCAGGGUCACCUUCAAAACAGGCCUCCUCUCGGAGACUACCACCUUAAAUGUCAAAGAGCGCCCAGCCGUGUUCCUGAGGUCUCUGGAGGAUGUAGUAGGAGAAGAGCAAGGGGAGGUCUGUCUGCAGUGCGAAAUUUCCAAAGAUACGGUGACCCCUGUGUGGAGGAAAGAUGGUACAGUCCUGACCGCUGAUGAUAAACACGAGUUACUCCAGUUUGGGAAAUCCAUGGCAAUGAUCAUCCACUCCCUGAGCAAGGAGGACGCUGGACAGUACACCUGUGAUCUGGGAACCAGCCAGACCAAGGCCAAAGUUACUGUGCAUGACUUACACAUCUCUAUUGUUCAACGCAUGAAGACAACAUCUGUUCUGGAAGGCGAAAUCUGCACCUUUGAAUGCAACCUCUCUCAUAAUGUCGAUGAAGAACCUUUCUGGACCAUUAAUGGCCAGGUGGUGGUAACCGACAGCCGACUCCAGGUUAUCAACAAUGGUCGUAACUAUAAGAUGACCAUAAGAGAUGCUAUGCUAACGGAUGCUGGCGACGUGGUCUUCACAAUUAAGGAUCUAAGCUGUAGGACCAUGCUCUUCGUUAAAGAGAAGCCAGUGCACAUCUUCAGGGACCUGCUGAACGUCAAAGCGGUACCGGGCGAGGACGCAGAGCUGAGCUGUGAGAUCACCAAACCAGAAGCCACCAUACGUUGGCUGAAAAAUGGCCACUUCAUCCGACCGAGCCCCAAGUAUGAGAUGAGUGUAGAGAAGAACUUGGCACGAUUGGUGAUUAAGAACACCACCAUCAACGACUCUGGAGAGUACUGCUGUGAGGCCGACGGCAUCGCCACACGGGCCAAGCUGGACAUCAGAGAACUCCAGCACACAUUUGCGAGGGAGUUGAGGGAAACACGAGCCGAGGAAAAGGGCAAAGUGACUCUGGACUGUGAGACCAGGCAGCCGGCCAAGCUGGUGACCUGGCUGAAGGGCAUGGUGGAGCUGAGGUCCGGCAGGAAGUACGUCAUCAGGCAGAAAGGCGUAUUACUGUCUCUGACCAUCACCUGUCUGGAGAAGUCGGACAUGGAUGUUUACACGUGUGACGUCGGUACCAUGCAGAGCCGAGCACAGCUGACUGUGCAGGGUCAAAAGGUGUUGAUCCUGGAUGAAUUGGAGGAUGUUGAGUGUCUGGAAAGCGACACAGUCACGUUCAGGUGUCGAAUUUGUCCCAGUGACUACAUCGGGGUCAAAUGGUAUCUGGACGAGACUCUGCUGUACACCAAUGACCUCAACGAGAUCCAGAUGGUGCCCGGAGGAUACCACACCCUCACAUUUAGACAACUCGCCCGCAAAGACACUGGCACCAUCUCGUUUGCAGCGGGGGACAAAAGAUCGUACGCCUCGCUGUUGGUUAGAGAGAGGCGUCCAACCCUUAUUAAAGCGCUGGAAGACUGUGAGGCAAUUGAAGGAGGGGGGUUGGUUUUAUCUUGUAUGGCCUCCAAGCCGUGUCACAUCCUGUGGUACAAAGAUGGCUGCCUGAUGUGGAACUCCUCGAGAUACGCCGCCAGUCGUUCAGGCUGCGAAGCACGACUGACGAUUCGGGAGGUCUGCAACAGCGAUGCCGGGGUCUAUGAGUGCAGCGCUGGAUCUGUCACCACCAGGGCUGUCGUCACGGUCAGAGCCAUCCCAGCAGAGUUCACCCAGGGUCUGGAGCCUGUGGAGGCCAGAGAGGGGGAGACGGUGACCCUGAGCUGUGAGUACUCGCUGCCUGGGGUCCCGUUCCACUGGAAGAGAGGCGUAGAGAGCCUCAGGCCUUCAGACCGGGUCCUGGUGAAACAGAAGAAGACCCUCAUCACCCUCACCAUCAAAGCCCUGAGGCCUGCAGACUCAGGAGAAUACACCUGUCAGUGCAGAGACCACCGCACCACGGCCAGCCUCAAAGUCCAGGCCAUCCCCAUCACAUUCGUCCAGCAGCUGAAGAGCAUGCAGGCGGAGGAGGGGAACAACGUGCUGCUGCGCUGUGAGCUGUCUAAACCUGGAGUGCUUGUGGAGUGGAACAAAGGACACGAGCUGCUGAAGAACGGAGUGAAACACCAGAUGAAGAGGAGGGACACCAUGCUGGAGCUGCUCAUAUGGAAACCUGUUCCUGAGGACAGCGGGCUCUACAGCUGCGUGUGUGCCGACCAGAGGACGUCCACCACCGUCAAAAUCAACGCUCUGCCGGUCACCUUUAAGCAGAAGCUGAGGAGCGUGGCGGUGGAGGAGGGAGGAACGGCGGCUCUGCGCUGCGAACUGUCCAAACCCGUUCCCUUUGUGGAGUGGAGGAGACGAGGCAGCGAGGUGCUGACCCACGGAGAGAAGUACCACCUGAGGCAGAGAGACGUCCUGAUGGAGCUCAGGAUCUUUGAUGUGACGCCGGAGGACAGCGACAUCUACACCUGCAUCUGUGGAGACAUCGAGAGCACCGCCACGCUCACCGUCAACAUUCUCCCCGUGACCUUCAGGCAGAAGCUGAGGAACGUGCAGGUGGAGGAGGGUCAGAGCGUGUCUCUGAGCUGUGAGCUCUCUAAGGCGGGGGUCUCGGUGCAGUGGAGGCUGGCUGGAGAUCUGCUGCAGAGCGGGGAGAAGUUCCAGAUGAAGCAGCGCGAGGCCUGCGUGGAGCUGACCAUCAGAGAGGCCGAGCCCGAGGACAGUGGCGUCUACAGCUGCGUGUGCAGAGAGCAGAAGACAAAGGCCACCGUCAAGGUCAUCGCGGUUCCCGCCACAUUCAGAGUGAGUCUGAAGGGUGUGGAGGCGGAGGAGGGCAGCAGUGUGACUCUUCGCUGCGAGCUGUCCAAGAAAGGCGUCCCGGUGCAGUGGCAGAGAGACGCUGAGCUGCUGUCAGAGCUCACAGGUCGAGGGAAGUUUCAGAUGAACCUGGAGGGGAAGGUGGCUCAGCUGACUGUCCUCCACGUGCAGCCAGAGGACGCAGGGAGGUACAGCUGCUCCACAGGAGAGGAGAAGACCUGCGCCGAGCUCAGAGUCAAACCUCUUCCGGUGACGUUCAAGCGAGAGCUCGCGCUCCUGGAGGUGAAGGAGGGGGACGGAGGGGUCUUCUGCUGCGAGAUCUCCAAACCUGGAGCUCCUGUGGAGUGGAAGAAAGGCCGAACUUCUCUCAAACCUGGAGACAAAUACGAGAUGAAGCAGGAGGGACCUUUCACUAAACUCAUCAUCAACAGCGUGGAGGAGAGCGAUGCUGGGAAAUACACCUGCAAGACCAAAGACAGCCAAUCCACCGCUGAGCUUACCGUCAGAGGUUCACCACCGAGCUUUAAGAUGCCGUUGGUGAGUCAGGAGGAGACGGAGGGGAACUCUGUGGUUCUUCGCUGUGAACUCAACAAACCCGCCUCCUGUGUGGAGUGGAGGAGAGGAGGGGAGUUGCUGAGGAACGGAGACAAAUACCAGAUGAAGAAGAAGGAGCUGCAGGUGGAGAUGAAGAUCUGUGACAUCACUCUGGACGACGCUGGAGAUUAUAUCUGUUCAUGUGGAGAACAGAGCACCACAGCUAGGAUCUCUGUGAACGAGCGGCCCGUCAGGUUCCUGCAGGAUCUGAAGAACGUGCAGGUCCAGGAGGGGAACGUAGUGACGCUCAGCUGCGAGGUCUCUAAGGUCUCUCAGGUGCAGUGGAGCAGGGGGGCCACGCUGCUGACCCCCGGGGGGGAGAAACACCUGAUGAAGCAGAGCGGAUCCACCCUGGAGCUCCACAUCAGGAAGAGCCAGCCGGAGGACAGCGGCUCCUACAGCUGUGUGUGUGGAGAGGCCCGAACCACAGCUACUGUCAUCAUCACCGCCAUCCCGGUGACUUUCAAGCAGAAGUUGAAGAACCAGGAGGCGGUUGAGGAGGGCGCUGUGACGCUGCGCUGCGAGCUUUCUAAAGCCGGCGUCCCUGUGGAGUGGAGGAGAGACGCUCAGCUGCUGAAGGAGGGGGAGAAGUAUCUGAUGAAGCAGGAAGGCCGGAUCGCUGAGAUGCAGAUCAGAAACCUAAAACUCACAGAUCUGGGAGAGUACAGCUGCUCUGUGGGCACUGCUGUGACCUCCGCCGACAUCAAAGUCAGAGAAAUCCCUGUCACCUUUAAAGAAGAGCUGGAGGAUGUGGAGGUGAAGGAGGGGGACAGCGGGGCGUUCUGCUGCCAGAUCUCCAAACCUGGAGCUCCGGUGGACUGGAGGAAGGGAAGAGUCGUCCUCAAACCUGGAUAUAAAUACGAGAUGAAGCAGGAGGGACGUCUCACUAAACUAAUCAUCAACAACAUGGAGGAGAGCGAUGCUGGGAAAUACACCUGCAAGACCAAAGACAGCCAAUCCACCGCUGAGCUCACCGUCAGAGCUCCUCCCAUCACCUUCAAGACGAAGCUGAGGGCCCAGCAGGUGGAGGAGGAGAACAGCGUGACUUUGAGCUGUGAGCUUUCUAAACCCGGCCUCACUGUGGAGUGGAGGAAAGAUCAGGAGCUUCUGAAGAACGAUUUCAAAUACCAGAUCAAAAACAGAAACAGCAGCAUGGAGCUGACCAUCAAAAACUCCCAGCUGCAGGACAGCGGCCUCUACAGCUGCUCGUACGGAGACACCAAGACCAGCGCCAACGUCACCAUCACACCUAUCCCGCUCUCCUUUAAGACGGGUCUGAAGAACCAGGAGGCCCCUGAGGGAGGAAACGUGUCCCUGCGCUGCGAGCUGUCGCGGGAGGGGGUCCCGGUGCAGUGGUGGAAGGCGGAGGAUCAGCUCCAGCAGGGGGGCAGGUACCAGAUGACCCUGAGGGGGAAAACCGCAGAGAUGCACAUCAGAAACGUCCAGCCGGAGGACGUGGGGGAGUACAGCUGCGUGUUCGGGGAGCAGAAGACCACGGCCGAGGUCAGCGUCAGAGAGCUUCCUCCUUUCUUCCAAGAGGAAUUACAGAGUGUGGAGGCUGAGGAGGGAGGAUCAGCCUCUCUGUACUGUGAGCUGUCCAAACUUGGAGUCCCGAUUCAAUGGAUGAAGAACAGGCUGCCACUGAGAGGCAGCAGGAAGUAUGAUAUCAGGCAAGAUGGCUGCCUCCUUCAGCUGCACAUCAAGGAUCUCAAACCUGAAGACAGCGGCAGCUACACAUGUCAAGCAGGGAGUGCAGAAACCACUGUGACUGUGACAGUGAAAGAGCUGCCUCCAUUCUUCAAGAAAGAAUUAAAGCGUGCAGAAGCUGAUGAGGGCGGAUCAGCCUCUCUGUGUUGUGAGCUGUCUAAACCUGGAGUGUCAGUGCAAUGGAAGAAGAACAGGCUGCCACUGAGAGCUAACAGGAAGUACGAGAUGAAACAAGAUGGCUGCCUCCUGCAGCUGAACAUCAAGGAUCUCAAACCUGAAGACAGCGGCAGCUACUCGUGUCAGGCAGGAAGUGCAGAGACCUCUGCAACUGUGACAGUGAAAGAUCUCCCUCCAUUCUUUAAGGAAGACUUAAAAAGUUUGGAGGUUGAGGAGGGAGGAUCAGCCUCUCUGUGUUGUGAGCUGUCUAAACCUGGAGUGUCAGUGCAAUGGAAGAAGAACAGGCUGCCACUGAGAGCUAACAGGAAGUACGAGAUGAAACAAGAUGGCUGCCUCCUCCAGCUGCACAUCAAGGAUCUGAAACCUGAAGACAGCGGCAGCUACUUGUGUCAAGUAGAAAAUGCAGAGACCACUGCAACAGUGACAGUGAAAGAGAUUUUACCAUUCUUCAAGGAAGACUUAGAAAGUGUGGAGGUUGAGGAGGAAGGUACAGCUAUACUGUGUUGUGAGCUGUCUAAACCUGGAGUGUCAGUGCAAUGGAAGAAGAACAGGCUGCCACUGAGAGCUAACAGGAAGUACGAGAUGAAACAAGAUGGCUGCCUCCUGCAGCUGCACAUCAAGGAUCUCAAACCUGAAGACAGCGGCAGCUACUCAUGUGAAGCAGGAAGUGCAGAGACCUCUGCUACUGUGACAGUGAAAGAGCUCCCUCCAUUAUUUGAGAAAGACUUAGAAAGUGUUGAAGCUGAGGAGGGCGGAUCAGCCUCUCUCUGUUGUGAGCUGUCUAAACCUGGAGUGGCAGUGCAAUGGAAGAAGAACAGGCUGCCACUGAGAGCUAACAGGAAGUACGAGAUGAAACAAGAUGGCUGCCUCCUGCAGCUGAACAUCAAGGAUGUCAAACCUGAAGACAGCGGCAGCUACUCGUGUGAAGCAGGAAGUGCAGAGACCUCUGCUACUGUGACAGUGAAAGAGCUUCCACCAUUUUUCCAAGAAGAAUUGCAAAGUGUGGAGGUUGAGGAGGGAGGAUCAGCCUCUCUCUGUUGUGAGCUGUCUAAACCUGGAGUGGCAGUGCAAUGGAAGAAGAACAGGCUGCCACUGAGAGCUAACAGGAAGUACGAGAUGAAACAAGAUGGCUGCCUCCUGCAGCUGAACAUCAAGGAUCUCAAACCUGAAGACAGUGGUAGCUACUCAUGUGAAGCAGGAAGUGCAGAUACCUCUGCAACUGUGACAGUGAAAGAGCUCCCUCCAUUCUUUGAGAAAGACUUAGAAAGUGCAGAGGUUGAGGAGGGAGGAUCAGCCUCUCUGUGUUGUGAGCUGUCUAAACCUGGAGUGUCAGUGCAAUGGAAGAAGAACAGGCUGCCACUGAGAGCUAACAGGAAGUACGAGAUGAAACAAGAUGGCUGCCUCCUCCAUCUGAACAUCAAGGAUCUCAAACCUGAAGACAGCGGCAGCUACUCAUGUCAAACAGGAAGUGCAGAGACCACUGCUACUGUGACAGUGAAAGAGCUUCCACCAUUUUUCCAAGAAGAAUUGCAAAGCACAGAGGCUGAGGAGGGAGGAUCAGCCUCUCUCUGUUGUGAGCUGUCUAAACCUGGAGUGUCAGUGCAAUGGAAGAAGAACAGGCUGCCACUGAGAGCUAACAGGAAGUACCAGAUGAAACAAGAUGGCUGCCUCCUGCAGCUGCACAUCCAGGAUCUCAAACCUGAAGACAGCGGCAGCUACUCAUGUGAAGCAGGAAGUGCAGAGACCACUGCAACUGUGACAGUGACAGAUCUCCCACCAUUCUUUGAGAAAGACUUAGAAAGUGUUGAAGCUGAGGAGGAAGGUACAGCUAUACUUUGUUGUGAGCUUUCCAAACUUGGAGUGUCAGUCCAAUGGAAGAAGAACAGGCUGCCACUGAGAGCUAACAGGAAGUAUGAGAUGAAACAAGAUGGCUGCCUCCUUCAGCUGAACAUCAAGGAUGUCAAACCUGAAGACAGCGGCAGCUACUCGUGUCAAACAGGAAGUUCAGAGACCACAGCAACAGUGACAGUGAAAGAACUCCCACCAUUCUUCCAAGAAGAGUUGCAAAGCACAGAGGCUGAGGAGGGAGGAUCAGCCUCUCUGUGUUGUGAGCUGUCUAAACCUGGAGUGUCAGUGCAAUGGAAGAAGAACAGGCUGCCACUGAGAGCUAACAGGAAGUACGAGAUGAAACAAGAUGGCUGCCUCCUGCAGCUGCACAUCAAGGAUCUGAAACCUGAAGACAGCGGCAGCUACUCAUGUGAAGCAGGAAGUGCAGAGACCUCUGCUACUGUGACAGUGACAGAACUCCCACCAUUCUUCCAAGAAGAAUUGCAAAGCACAGAGGUUGAGGAGGGAGGAUCAGCCUCUCUGUGUUGUGAGCUGUCUAAACCUGGAGUGUUAGUGCAAUGGAAGAAGAACAGGCUGCCAUUAAGAGCUAACAGGAAGUACCAGAUUAAACAAGAUGGCUGCCUCCUGCAGCUGCACAUCCAGGAUCUCAAACCUGAAGACAGCGGCAGCUACUCAUGUCAAGCAGGAAGUGCAGAAACCACUGCGUCUGUGACAGUGAAAGCUCCAGAACCAACUCCAUCAAAAGUAGAGCCUCCCACUGUCCUUCCCCGGGCUAAGGGCACUGUUGCCAAACCAACUUCUCCUCCAGACAACCAGAAGCCUGGACUCCCAGAAGCCAAACCUGUUCCUCCAGAGCCCAAAAAGAGAGCUGCUAGGAAAGCAUCUAUCACAAGUUUAGACAAAGAUGUGGAGCCAAUGUUUGACAUUAAACAGGGCGUCCAACCUGCGAGAUUAUUGGAAAAAGUUGUUGGUGCAACACAGAAUGUAACACAACUUGAGAAAGACAAUGAAGUGUACAAGAAGGUCAACGAGGCAAUGAGACAACCGGAGAAGGAUGGUGGGGUUGACAGGGAGGCGGAAGAACCAGCAAUGCCUUUGGAGACGGAGAAGAGUGUAUUCGUGGAGAAGAGACAACCAGGAACGAGUUCAGAGAAAUUAGUUAAGGUUGAACACAAUGUGACUCAGUCAGACACGGUUCUAGGAGACACUGUAUUUGACCAAAAGGAAAAGGAAAAUGAAGUUGAACAGAGCUUAAAACAAGCAGGAAAGCCUUUGGAGAAAACAAGUGAAGUUGAGAGGAAGGUAAGCCAUCCAGAAAAAGUCCUGUGGAAGAACAUUGAGGAUCAAAAACAGCCUGUGAAACCUAUGGAGAAGUCUAUUGGGGAUGAAACACUUAACGUGCUAGAAGAGAAGUCUACAGGACAGAAGAUCAAAGUAGAAGAAGGUGAACAGUUCAAACCACCAGUUAGAUCUAAAGCGAAGGUACCAGUAGGAAAGGAACCACUUGGAUAUGAUACAAAGGAGAGCAUUGUCCAAUCAGUUAAACCUACUGUAAAUGACUCUGAGGACGACCAAAAACAAAGAGAUUUGAAACAAGUGUCCACAGAGGCAGAGCAAGAGAGAAAUGCACUUAAACUAGUGCCUUCUGUAGAUCAGCUGGAGAAACAAUCAUUAGCACAACCAGUAAAGACUUUAGAAAAAGAAGCCCCUCCAAAACCACCCGCAAGGAUUAAAAGCAAAUCAAAGGGGGGAAUGGAAAAGCAAUCAUCAAGGGACACGGAGACGGAUCAAGACGAGCGUACGAUGCCAAGAGUUGUGGUGAAAACAACAGAUGAUGAUCGGCCAAUGAAACAGUCUUGGAAAAAAGAGGUUGAAGAGAAACCAAGAUUGGGGAGGAAACUAUCUUCAGCUACAGACACUGAGAUUGUUGAGAAGCUUAAGCAACCGGUGAAGGAUGCGGAGAAGGAUGCAAACGCCAAGCAACCGAUUAAACAACCAGUAAAACCAAUGAGAAAGGAACCCGAACUGGACCAGGAAAUUAAAAUGGCAGUCGAGCCGAUAAGAAGGCAAGAGGAUCAACAAACGACAAACGUUUCAGAAGGAAUUCCUCUCCUCUACAUAUCUGAAGAUGAAACGUUCUCGGAGGCUUUGACCGAGAUACCAUCGAACCACAGCAUUUGUGUGACCCAUCAACAAAUCUCUUUUGUUGAUGGGUCAACCCAACCUGCUACUCUUCCUCCAAUAACGGUACGCCAGAAAGAACAGCCACCAAAUGAAGAUUCCCAAGAAAUGGACAUCAGUGUUGAGGAUGAACCCCAAAUGCAAGAGGCUGCCGUCAAGAUCCAGGCAGCCUUUAAGGGCUUCAAAACCCGCAGAGACAUGCGACCCGUCUUCAAAGAGGUGUUUAAGAACCAGAGUGCAGAUCUUCAUGAUACAGUCACGCUGGUGUGCGUUGCCGAAGGAAAAACAAGCAUGGCGCGCUGGCUGAGAAACGGACAACAAAUAAUUAAUGAUCAGCGAUGCCGUGUUGAGACCACAGAGGAUGGUGUUUGUACUCUUGUGAUCAAGAACCUGACUCUGAUUGACAGUGGGAUCUACACAUGCGAGGUGGUGAAUAAGUUUGGUAUGACCUCAUACAAUGGAAACCUAACAGUAGUGCCGCCUCAGAAACCUGCUCCGAUGAACCAGAAACUUGUUCACCCUCCGCUUGCCGCCAUAACUCCUCUGCAAGUCGCACUGCCGAAGCCUGAGGCAGAAACACAGACUCAGGAUCUUCCUCAGACUCAGACUCAGGUUCUUCCUCAGACUCAGACUCAGGAUCUUCCUCAGACUCAGGAUCUUCCUCAGACUCAGGAUCUUCCUCAGACUCAGACUCAGGAUCUUCCUCAGACUCAGACUCAGGUUCUUCCUCAUACUCAGACUCAGGAUCUUCCUCAGACUCAAACCGAGGUACCGUCAUCAGGUAUAGAUGCUGAAAACUAUGUAGAAAAUGAGAAUGUCUCUCUGUGGGAGUCCUAUAAUCUGACGGAGCAGGACUCUCAGAGGAGACUACAGGAGAGGAGAGGAUCCUCGCUUAUUGCUGCCAGCUCCAGUGGUCAUGAAAGUAAGAUGAGGGCACCGUCUCCCAAACACCACCGCACUCACACACCUCUCACCAGCACCGUCUCUGGAUCAGAGUCAGAGGGGGAGGAGGACAGACGAGAGACUUUUGAAAUGUACGUGGCUCGAGCUGACUGCAGUCCAGACUUUGGGAAUAAGGAGAGUUUUGUUCUGAAGGAGGGUCAGUUUGUGGAGGUUCUGGACUCUGUUCAUCCCGACCGCUGGCUGGUGCGGACCAAACCCACCAAAACCACCCCCGCCCGACAGGGGUGGGUGUGCCCCGCCUACCUGGAGAAGAAGAGGAAGGAGACCUUCCCUCAGCUGAGAGCCCCUCAGGAGGAUCUCGAUGGCAUCGGGUCGACAGGAGAAGAGUACAGGAGAGCUCUGAGCCAACUGAUCCAGGGCCUGAUUGACGGAGAGGAGGAGUUUGUGAAGGAGAUGAAGAUGUUCACUUCUCACCAGCUUCAGUAUCUGGAGUCCAGCCGACACGUCCCUGUCAACAUCCUGAACCAGAAAGAGAUCAUCUUCAGGAACAUCAGGGACAUCGUGUCUCUGCACGAGAGGUCGAUCCUCCCCCGGCUCAGAGACUGUUCCACAGACGACGACGUGGCGAUGCUUCUCCUGAAGAACGCUGCAGACUUUGAGAAGUAUCUGCACUAUCUGACGGGACAGACUCAAGCUGAGGCCUGCGUCUCUGACAAGACCGUCCAACAGUACUUUAAGGUAUUCACGAAACCUGAGUUGCCAGAAUCUGGUAAAUCUGAUGCUCCUGUGAUGGAUGUCCUCACGUUCCUCCAGAGACCAGUGGAGAGGCUCCAGACGUACCAGGCUCUCCUCAAGGAGUUUAUAAAGAACAAGGCUCGCAGUGGUCAGAGCUGCUGCCUGCUGGAGGACUCCUUCUCUCUGGUGUCCUCUCUGCCCUGGAGGUCAGACAACCUGCAGCAGGUCUCUCUGAUCCAGAACUACCCGGCUCCUCUCAUCGCUCUGGGGGAGCCCGUCAGACAGGGCGUGUUCACGGUGUGGGAGGAGUCUCCAGAGGUGAAGGCCGCCUCCAGAGGACACCAGAGACAAGUGUUCCUCUUUAAAGAGUGCAUCGUGCUGUGUAAACUGAAGAGAGACUCCGGUGUGAGCAGCGACUCCUACACCUUCAAGAACAAGAUGAAGCUGAAUGACGUGGAGGUGAAGGAGGUUCUGGGUGGAGAUGAGAGGUGUUGGGGUCUGUGGCAUGAGCACCGGGGGUCCGUGAGGAGGCUGACGCUGCAGGGCCCCCCCGCGGUGAAGCUCUCCUGGCUGAAGGACCUGAAGGAGCUGCAGCAGAGGGCCAGUCUGCCCGGCAACAGUCCUCCAGUGUUUGAGUCUCUGCUGUCUGACUGCACCUCAAAGAUAGGAGAGACCAUCAAACUGACCUGCAGGGUCUCAGGGUCGCCCAAACCGGAGGUCAGCUGGCUCAAAGACGGCCUCCCUCUGGAGGACGACCCCCGUCACAUCAUCUCCUCUGAGCGCUCUGGCGGCUGCACGCUGGUCCUGGACAGCCUCUCCUCUGAGGACUCGGGGCAGUACGCCUGCUACGCCUCCAGCUCCAUGGGCAGCGCCGGGACUCUGGCCAAGGUGGUGGUGAGGGCUCCACCCAGGUUUGUGUGUCGGCUGGAGAGCGCCUGUCUGAUCGAAGGAGAAGACGUUCAGUUCACCUGCUCCACCCUGACUGCUCCUCUACCACGGAUACGGUGGAUGAAAGAUGGCAGAGAGCUGAGCGAUCAGCAGAAAUACUUGAUCCUGAACGAUGCUCGGAGCGGCAUCUUGUCUCUGACGGUCACCACGGCAACGGAGGAAGAUAUCGGACAGUAUGAGUGUGAGCUGUGUAAUGAGUUUGGCUGUGUGAAGUGUAAAGCCGGUCUCUGCCCAGUUUACGUCCCGCCGACCGACAUUGAGGACGACCGGCCGCAGGACUUACCUCCUAAAGACGCAGACUCUGAGGGUUGGUCCGCUGCCUUUGUGAAGAAAUGGCUGCAGACUGAUUUCAGCCCCACCUCCAUCGCUAAGAUGCUCUUCCCCCCCGAACACCCCGAACAAGCUGAAUGUACUGAAGAGGCUGCCCCCCCCUCGGCCUCUGUGGGUCAGGUGGUGCAGCAGCCGCCUCUGUACCUGGAGGAAGAGGAGGAGAUCUUCAUCUCAGAGCAAAUGCAGGAAAUGAAAGAUGCCCCCCCCUCCAUCCAGGUCCCGGCUGAGGAUCUGAGUGUAGACCCCGGCACACCGGCUACAUUCACUGCCAUCAUCACAGGAAGACCCUCCCCUAAUGUGCAGUGGUACAAGGAUGGAGAGGAGCUUGCAGCUGAUGACAAUGUGCAGAUAGUUCAGCACGGAGCUCGUUUCUCAGUGACCAUCGUGUGUCCGGAGGGCGAGGACGGAGGCUCCUACACCUGCUUCGCCUUCAACGAAUCCGGACAUGCUUCAUGCCAGGCGGAGCUCAACGUGGAGGAAGGCCCUCUGGAGAGUCAGGAGCGAGAGGUGGAGCUCGGGAAGAGGAGGAAGUUAUUCUCCGUCUAUGAUAUCCACAAGGAAAUUGGAAGGGGAACCUUCGGGGUGGUGAAGCGUGUCGUCCACAGACGGACGGGGGAAGUGUUCGCUGCUAAGUUCCUCCCUGUGAGGAGCAGCACUCGGACCAGAGGCUUCCAGGAGAGAGACCUGCUGUCCCGCCUGGCGCACCCCCGAGUCGCCUGCCUGCUCGACUUCUUCUCCACCCGACGCACUCUGGUGCUCAUCACAGAGAUCUGCUGUUCUCAUGGACUUCUGGACCAUCUAUUACUGAAAGGAUCCGUCUCAGAGAAAGAGGUUCAGUGUUACAUCCAGCAAAUCCUGGAAGGAGUCGGUCACAUUCACAGCAUGAACAUCCUGCACCUGGACAUUAAACCUGAUAACAUCCUGAUGGUGUAUCCGCCCAGAGAUGAGAUUAAAAUCUGUGACUUCGGCUUCUGCCAAGAAAUAGACGCGUCCCGACACCAGUACAGCAUGUUCGGGACCCCGGAGUUUGUGGCCCCUGAGGUCGUUCACCAGGAACCAGUCACUGUGGCCACGGAUAUCUGGUCUGUGGGUGUUCUAGCGUAUAUCUGUCUGGUGUGUCGCUGCCCGUUUGUGGGUGAGACGGACCGGGCCACCCUGCUGCGGGUGGGGGAGGGGACGCUGAACUGGGACGCCCCCGAUGUGACCCACAGGAGCCCCGAGGCCCAGAGCUUUCUCCACAUGCUGCUACAGCCAGAUCCAGAGAAGCGACCCUCGGCCUUUGAGUGCUUGAGCCACGAAUGGAUCCAGGACGAACAUGCAGGAGAAGAUACGGAUGAAAUCAACACGAGGACUUUGAAAAUAUUCAUCUCCAAACGGAAAUGGCAGCGUUCCUUGACCUCCAUCGGGUCGGUCCUCACGCUGAGGCUGAUCCCAGAGCUGCUGGACGCUCCGCUCAGAGAGACGGCGGUGACGGUGCCGCGGGAGCCGCAGGAGCACAGCAGCUCCUCCCCGAGCAGCGGGUCCUCCUCCGAGUACGAUGAGGCCGACUCCUGGGACUGUUUCCAGCACUACAGCCCCACGGAGGAGGAGGAGGAGGAGGAAGAGGAGGAGACCGAGGAGGAGUACGAUCCUUUCCCAGAGCGAGAGCAAAUCCCAGAGUCUUAUCCCAAACUCCACCUGGAUGAGGAGGAGGAGAUGACCUUAGGGGAGGAGGAGGAGGAGGAGGAGGAGGAUGUGGAGUUGUUAGGAAGGAGGAGUGUUUUAGAAAGGAGUGACAGCAGUCAGUCCCUCUACCUGUCCGAUGGAGAGGAAGGGUCAGGCAGUGAUGGGGGUCGAAUCCCUCGUGGCAGCGUCAUCCGAAGCACCUUCCACAGCACCUCCCAUCAGCUGUCUCCCAUGUCCGCCAGACACAUGACGCUACGGGACAAAUUCCAGGCCAAGAAGCAGGAGAGGGGCCGCAAGCCUCUCCGGAGAAGCCUGUCCGGACGCCUGAACGAGCCUCUCAUCGAGUACGUGGAGGACGACCCGGAGACAAACCGUGGGCAGAGACGGGGGUCCGUGCAGCCCACCAUGCAGAAGUCCUGCUCCUUUGAUAGCGGGGUUAGCCUCCCCCACGCUAACGCCCCCCCUCACAGGAGGAGCAGGUCUCUGGACGAGUAUUCCCGAAGAUCUCCGAGCUCACCAAAGCCGGAUGAGGAGGAAGAAGGGUCUCAAAGUCUGAAGGAGGAUUUGGAGGGGGAUUUGACCGAUGAUGAAGCCACUGGUAGGAACUUGUUGGCGAUCCCGAGUCCUCAACGACCCCCGAGAAGACGAGGCUCCAUCGCUCCGGUACAAAGUGGGUCUUCUGUUCCCUUAAGCUUCGUCGCUGGGAACAGAAGGAGGCUGGAUCCGGAUCAGCUACCCCGGGAAACCUUCGCCGGUUCCCAAGGGUCUCUGGCCGAAUCGUCUCUUCUGGAGCACGGUGGCUCUGAGUCCUCAAGUCGACUUGGCUCCUAUGAAGAGCUCAGCCAUGGUCUUAUGAGAGGAGGGAGAUGCAGAUCUGGGGAAAGUGAAGGGUACGACGAUCAAGGGGAGCCUCUGAUCCCCCCGUCGCCAUCUUCCUUCCAGGAGGUUAAACCCAGGAGUUCGUUCCCUCAAGCGCCACCACGAAAUCGCACCCGAUCCAACCCUAAUUUAUGUGGUCAAAUCCCAGCGAGUCCCAGUCCCAGCCUCUCGUCUCUUCAGGCUCCAGAGAGGCCCCCCAGAUCCAGAGACAAGAAAGAAAGUGGGGGUCUCCAGAGACAUGCAUCUGAUACAGCUCUGGAGCUCAGACCCCCGACGGGAAAGUCGCCCAAACUGGGUCUGCUGAAGAUCUUCCGCAGGCAGUCCUGGACCGGACACUCGUACUCUCCGCUGGACAACCAGGCGUUAGGACCCACGCUGGGGGAGAUCAUGAAGCCCGACACCCCCACCAUGUCUCUGAGGAAGAAGAUGAGAGCGUCAGCCUCCAGUCUGACCAAACUGUUCACCAGGUCUAAGGAGGAUGUGAGCAAAGGAGGGCCAAUAGUGAAAGGCUCAGCUCCGACCCCUCCUGAGAGGAAGCGCAGCUCUGGGCUGGAGAGUCCAAAAAACAGAGCCUCCAAACUCCUGCCUUCUUUUAAAAUACCUGCUUUUAAAAAGAACAAAGAUCUGCUGGUUCGUCCAAACAAAGCUGAAGUUUUCCAGUUAGACGGAGGUGGCGUCCUGCUGGGCUGGAAACCAGUUCAGACCAGUGACCCCGUCACCUACUGUGUGCAGUACUGCACAGAGGGGCGGGAGUGGACGGUGCUGUCGGAGGAGGUGACGGAGAGCUGCCUGGUGGUGAAGGAUUUACCGAGAGGAGCCUCCUAUGUGUUCAGAGUCGGCUGCAUCACAAAGACCGGAGCCGGACCCUUCAGUGACGCCUCAGCUCCCGUCGUCAUGUCAACGCACCCUGAAGAGAUUCACAUUCCUCUCAUCCAGACGGAGACUCUGGGGUCAAAGGUCACCGGGUCAGAACGACAGACGACACACAAGAACUACAACUUCCUGUCUGAGAUCAACAGGGGGCGUUUCAGCGUCCUCUCCCUCUGCAGAGACGUGGAGACCAGCCAGGUGUUCGUGGCUAAGGUCACUCCGUACCAGGCGGAGCAGCGUCUGCUGGUGCUGAGGGAGUACCAGCUGCUGAGGAGACUGCACCACCCCCACCUGCUGCAGCUGCACAGCGCCUUCCUCACCCCCCGGACCCUGGUGCUGGUGCAGGAGCUCUGCCCCGGCAAGGAGCUGCUCUACAGCCUGGCUGCCAGAGAUCAGUACUCAGAGACCCAGGUGGUCGAGCUGCUCCUCCAGAUCCUGAGUGCGGUGGAUUACCUUCACAGCCGCCGCGUGGUGCACCUCGACCUGAAGUCUGACAACAUGCUGGUGGACGACUGCAACCACCUGAAGGUCGUGGACCUGGGCUCCGCUCUGUCCUUCACCCCCGGGCAGCCUCUCACCGUGGAGCACAUCCACGGACACUCCGACACUCCUGAGAUCCUGGAGGGUCAGGGAGUCGGACCUGAAACUGACGUCUGGGCUGUGGGAGUUCUGUCCUUCAUC
Molecule: messenger RNA, 17886 nt
Organism: Trematomus bernacchii (emerald rockcod)
Lineage: Eukaryota; Metazoa; Chordata; Actinopteri; Perciformes; Nototheniidae
Gene: obscna
Product: obscurin, cytoskeletal calmodulin and titin-interacting RhoGEF a
Exons: 75
Biological process (GO): protein phosphorylation
Molecular function (GO): ATP binding; protein binding; protein kinase activity
Source: RefSeq, a predicted model, not a curated record